AUGCCUCCUAAGCGAAUCCGUUGCACCGCCGCUACUUGCCGCGAGCCUGCCCAGCGCAUCGUCGGCGACUGUACCUUUUGCCAAGGUCACUUCUGUGGCAAGCACCGUCUACUAGAAGACCACAAGUGUACUGGUCUUGAGGAUUGUAAAAAGCAGUCCUACGAGCGUAACGCUGUACAACUCGAGUCGGAGCGAACCCAGGUUAUCCGGGGCGUAUGUGUCACGGACUGGAGACUGGCGUCACUCCUCACGUACACGAUGCGCGACUCUGACGGCCACGACGUAACGAUGGGAUUGGGUUUCGACACAGUAUCUGCAUGA
Molecule: messenger RNA, 321 nt
Organism: Fusarium venenatum
Lineage: Eukaryota; Fungi; Ascomycota; Sordariomycetes; Hypocreales; Nectriaceae
Source: RefSeq, a predicted model, not a curated record